This is a messenger RNA of Didymodactylos carnosus, 1092 nucleotides long. The record is from the annotation of a GenBank genome assembly. Lineage: Eukaryota; Metazoa; Rotifera; Eurotatoria; Philodinida; Philodinidae.
ACCUUUUUCAGGUCCUAGGUUUUUCAAGUAAGUUAGAGAGUUAGAAAAACAUUUUUGGAUCAAAAAAUUCGUCAUUAGCUAAAGUAUAUUGAGCAUUAUUCAUAUCUCAAAAAAUCUCACUUUCAUUUUUCCACCUAAUGUCCACGUGAUUGCCCACUGUGCAGCACACGAGAUUGCACAUGCGGUAGAGAACAAUGAAAAGUUUACAAAAACUUAGAGCAGUUGAACACAUCUACCUCAGGUGUAUUCUUUUUCUAUUUCUUUGUUCAAAACUUUGUUCCUCCAUAUAUUUUUGCAGUGGCAGCACACCUCUAGACGAUCACUUAAGUCAAAUGUCAGCAUACUUUUUAUUUCAUACGAUUGAUGUGAUAAAGGUGUAAUAAUUAUAUCUCAUGGUGAGGUUAGGCUGACUAUUCCGUUAAAUGAUCUUUUAAAGCAUUUACGUUUGAGUUAGGUAUAAAUCAAAGCUAGCUCUACUUGCUUUCACUUUUCUGCAUCAGUCUCCAGAAUCGAAGCAUAUCAGAUGAUUAGCAAGGGAUAAAAGUUGAGGUUUCCGCGUUUCGCCGGAUAUACCGAGUUUAGAUGCAAAUUGCACAUUCUGUAACCAAAAAAAGUUUUGGGUGCGAAGACUUGUGGUUAGUAAAAAAUGUAAUCGCUACAAUAGUUUUUAGAUCUCUGACCGUUCAUCUUUAAUUUCUCUUCACGCGUUAUUUAGGUACGUUGGACAAUAAACUUUCUGGAAAAGGCAUCAAACGUUAUAGUAAUGGCGACAUUUACGACGGAAACUGGUCAAAUGAUCAUCAACAUGGAAAAGGAAUAAUGAAAUGGAAACAGGGCAGCCAAUAUGACGGAGAAUGGAAGAACGGCAUGAUGACUGGUCAUGGGCUAUAUUCUUGGCCAAGUGGUCAACGAUAUGAAGGACAUUGGCAUAAUGAUGAAAAGAGUGGCCAAGGAGUUAAUUUCUAUACUUCUGGAGAUAAGUACGCUGGCGGAUGGCAAAAUGAUCAAAAACAUGGAACUGGCGUGUAUACAUAUGCGAAUGGAACCGUCAGAAAAGGAACGUGGAAAAACGACGUAGAAAUCAAUCCGUAA